ACUCAAACUCAAAGGCUUCCUUCAGAGAUCAAUCAUAUUUUCAGCAUUUCACAAGUUGUUUCUUCAAUUAACCCUCUUUCUAUAUAAAUCCUAAAGAAAUAUGGCAAUUAGUAUGGGGCGCAUUCUCCGUGGGAAGCAAGGAGGCCUCAGAAGGUCUUCCUCGAGAACAGACCGAGAAAGCGAGGUUCCUAAGGGUCACUUUGCAGUUUAUGUAGGCGAGGGCGAGAAGAAACGCUUUGUCCUCCCGAUUUCCUACUUGAAGAGCCAUUCAUUCCAAGAACUGCUAUGUCAAGCUGAAGAAGAAUUUGGAUUCGAUCAUCCGAUGGGUGGGCUUACAAUCCCUUGUCCCGAGGACACCUUCCUCGGCAUCAUUUCUUCCCUGGCAUGAGGAGUUGAUCUUGAUAGAUAGACUUCAUACAACUUUAGGUUUAUAUAUAGACAUCAGAACAAUUUUGCAGAGAAAAAUAUUCUUGUACAUGCUCUGUUUUUUUCCCAAUAUCAUAUUGGAAAUAUACUGAUUUUCUAUCA
Cuscuta campestris is the source of this 528-nucleotide messenger RNA. NCBI's taxonomy places the organism in Eukaryota, Viridiplantae, Streptophyta, Magnoliopsida, Solanales, Convolvulaceae. The record is from the annotation of a GenBank genome assembly.